GCGGAGCUCUAGCUGUAGGUUAGAGAGGUCUGUGUACAGACCGGUACAACCGUCGCAAAACUGACCCCCCGGUGGGCCGCAGAGAUUUUCGGGGAGCCCUCGGUCGGUUAAACAAACAUGGGGAACGCGGAGAGCGGCUGCGGUGGAGGCAGCGGCGACGAGGACGACGUGGAAACGGAGAGCCCCGGCUUCGCGGAAGACAGUCCGGCCUCUGCGGCCACCGCCGUCGGUGUCGGAGGCGGUGGCGGUGGCGGCUCCGGUUCUGGGAGAAGCGGAAGGGGAUCGAAUAACCUGCCCGUGCCCACCGGUGGACCGCCCAGCCCCGGUGUGCUCCUGGAGCAAGUGAAACUGAGGGAAGCGGCGGCUCGCAUUAGCGACUCGGGUGUCGCCAUUCGGGAGUCUGUCCUGGCUGGGAACGAGGGUGUCCUGGUGCGGUGGCUGGAGGACCGGUUAAACCGAGGAGAGGAGUCCGUCAAUGUGGAACAGUUCUGUGAGAUGUUGGAGAGCAGAGAUGCCCCGAGAGAUGAAUGUGAAGAGGCCUUUGGACAGUUCGAUGCAGAGGGGGAUGGGGUGGUGGAUGUAGAGAGCAUGCUGAUUGCUCUGAAGAACUCCAAUGGAGCUAAUCUGAAGGGAGAGCUGAGUCAUGUGAUAAGACAACUGCAGGCAUGCUCCCUAACUCCAGGUUUUGUUGACAUAUUCUCCAAGACCAAAGACCGGUUAGGGGCACAUGCCUCUAAGAUCCUUAAAUUCUUACACAGGAAUCGUAUUCCCAGCAGUGCCAUCCCCUUCCCUAUUUUAGAGGGCUACAACAGUAUCUGCACCAUGAGAUCCAGUGUGGUCCAGGACUUCUUGGAAUUCCUCUUGCAGAAGGAAAAAGAUUUAGAUAUCCAGUACAGAGCGGAGCUGGACCGUGAUCCAGAGGUGGAUAAAGUCAAGGUGGUCACACAGUGCUACAGCACAAUAGAAGCUUCGUCCAACGUUACAGACAUUUACAAGAUGACAAAUGGGGAAACUGCAUCUUUCUGGCAGUCAGACGGCAGUGCACGUUCGCACUGGAUAAGGUUGAAAAUGAAACCAGAUGUGGUUCUGAGACGCCUGGCCAUCGCCGUGGCUGCUAACGACCACAGCUACAUGCCUCAGCUGGUGUCGGUCGCCGUCGGAAAGAACCGGCGCUCCCUGCAGGAAAUCAGAGACAUCCGCAUCCCCAGUAACGUCACAGGCUACGUAGCUCUGCUGGAGAAUGCCAACAUCACACACCCCUACAUCCAGAUUAACAUUAAGCGGUGCCUGAGUGAUGGAUGUGACACUCGGAUUCAUGGCUUGAAGACACUAGGAUAUCAGAUUACCAAGAGUAAAGAGGUGUCUGUUUCGGAUGCUUCAGCCAUCUGGUACCUGUCUCUCCUCACCUCCUUGGUCACCGCAUCCAUGGAGACUAACCCUGCGCUGGCUCACACUGUCCUUCAGAGCACACAAAAAGCCUUACGUCACAUGCCACCGCUGUCCCUCACGCCGUCAUCCACAGACUUCCCCAAGUUCUUCUCUCUGAACAUCCUGGAGGAGGUGGAUGGAUUUCUCCUCAGGAUAGCAGACUGCUGUGUGAGUCCUGAUGCAGAGUUGACCCUCCUGGCGUUCGCCCUGGCCAGAGGCAGCGUGGCCAAAGUGCUCCAAGCCCUCUCCUGCAUCAGCGAUCAUCUAGAGGCCGAGUACAAGGCUUCCUCCCUCAUCAUGUCUAUGGCUGCCGUCAGGCUGCGUCUACUUAAUCGUAACGGGAAGCCCCUCCAGCUGCACCUGCAGGCCUGUGAUGUGAAGAGUAAAGAGGAGAAAUCAGGACCAGAGAACAUGCUCACAGAAUCCUCCACUGGAGACGGUUUUCUCACAGAAAGUGGCAGGAAGAGAGCCAGUGUGAUCCUGUCAACAGAGGACCAGAGUAAUUUCCAGGUCACUCAGAUGAAGAUCAAAGUACGAAAAGGAGCCAUCGGAGCAAAAUGCGGCUUGGUGUUCGCGUACAAGGAGGAAGACCCUUUUGAUGCAGAGAAACAUUUCAAGAGGUUCAAAAAGUAUGAUGCAUGGGACUACAAGGACUACAAAGAGUUUGUACAAGACAAUGUGAAGAUGUCAUCACAGUCGGAGGACGAGCCGAUUGGCUGGUUUGAGCUAGAGGAUGACUGGAAUGAUGUGGAGAUCAAGCUGCAGCAGUGUCGCGUUGCAAAGUUCCUGAUGGUCAAGUUCCUGUGCACGAGGCAGGACUCUGCUGAGCGCCUUGGGGUGCAGUCCCUCAGCUUCAGUGGCUACCUGUGUCCCGGAGCAGAGAGGCUCGGAGACCUGGACGACCUCAAUCCAGAGGGAGACAGCUUCGACUCUGAUACUGUCACUGGCCUCUGUCUGCUUAACAAGACGCUAUUCUUCAUACAACAGCUCACACGAGACAUGGAUGCCUCUCACUUUAAGCAGAAGUAUCUUCUGGACUUCAGUGGCCUCGGUCUGAACCUCUUCUGGAAAUUCUACAGUAAACUCAGGGAGAUUGAUGGAGAGGAGGUGUUGAAGAGCAGAGUCCUGCUGCUCCAGUUGAUGCAGAACUGUUUCCCCAUGUUGCCCAAUCCACUGGAGCCCCGGGGCUCAGAGGACAGCAAGGGGCCAGAUGAGGGAGCCACAGCUGGUCCGUCCACAUCCAGCAGCUCAGAGCCUCAGAAUGACUCUGUUAGGGCCGUCGGUGAACUCUACAACCAUCUCUGCCACAUUGUGGAUGGUCCAGAGGGGGAGACAUUGGUGGAAAAAGCUUUGCACAAGGAAACAGUGAAGGCCAUUCUUAAUGGAGCAGCUGUUUUCUUCCCUGACAAACACGUCAGACGGGACAAGCUCUUCAACAUGAUGAAAAAUAUCACGGAACAGGAUCAGCCAGAGUCAGUGAAGGUGACAUUUGAAUCGCUCUGUAAUUACUUCAGUGACCAGGAUCCAAGUGGCCUCCUCCUGCUCCCACCUAAAGGAGCUCCCUCAGACUUCGACAUCAGCCCCAUACUGUCAGUGAUGGAGACGCUGCUACUGGUGGCAACAAGAGAGUGUGAGGUUCUGAUGGUGGAUGAGAGCAGUGGAGCCAGCAGGACAGUGUUGCUGUCCUUGUUCUGGGCUCUGCAGGGCAGUCUGCUCUCCUGGUGCUACCUGCAGCUCAAGGGAGGAACCUCUACCACCAUCGCUAUGGAGCUGGCCAGAGACAUCCUGCUGAAAUAUGUGGAUCAGUUCCUGGAGAGCGUCAAAGGUAUUCUCGGCUCCCUGCUGGAGAGGUACUCUGGUGCUGCAAUCACUGAGAAACUAGGCAGCUCCAUCCUCGCCACAGUCUUCAGACAGAUGAUGAUUUUACUCCUGGAGCUGUGCUCUCUGGACAUCCCUCACAGUGUGCUGCUGAAGAGCUUCUCCUCUCUCGUCGAGCUGCUCAAAAGUCUGUCCAGUGAUACUGGAGACAUCUUUUCUAAGGUGGAUCAGGAGAGCUGGCACCAGCCCCAGCAGCCGGUGGUGCUCAGGACCUGGAGCAUGGAGUCCCCUCAUAACUACGAGAACAGCCGCCACGAGACCAGCAUCUUUGCCUGCCCUGGAGCGACCUCCUUUGAGGUGGAGUUUGAUGAACGCUGCGAGACAGAGAAGAGAUAUGACUACCUAGAGUUCACAGAUUCUAGAGGUGGGAAGGUCCGCUAUGACAUGAAAGUUGGGAGUGAGAAGUGGCCAAAGAAGGUGACAUUUGACGCCGGCCCUCAGCUCCAGUUCCUCUUCCACUCUGAUAGCAGUAAUAACGAGUGGGGUUAUAAGUUCAGUGUGACAGCUUUGGGCCUGCCAGAUAUCACUAUUUCGUGGAUGUCAGACCUGCAGCUGCUGGUGGCUCGCCUGAUGGGUCGUCUCGCUUCCAGAACCCUUGCCCUGAAAUCCCCUCAUGAGAUUCGCACCGUUAAGGAGCUUCCAGCAGGGAAAAUGUCCCAUGUUCAGUCUUCUCCCUUAUGGAAACCCAUUCUGCGACACGGAUUGUGUGAAUCACGGGAGACAAAUCAGACGAAAACACCCACAGACCAGACAAAUACAUGGACUCUUGAUGAGUUAACGAGCUUCCUGGAGGACUUUGCCCGUUGGAACCCUUCCCUGGAACCGACAGACAGCAGAACAAAGCUGAUGAAGACCAUCAUGCACUCCUGCAGGAAACAGCCAAUGAGGAACGAGAUUGCUGCCGGGUCAAAGACAGACCAGGCUGUGAAUGCCAUUUGGGCAGUCAUGGUGUACCACACACCAGCCCUCAACCAUGCCCUGAAGACCUAUGUUAAUCAGGACUCCAAGUCCUGUCUAAGUGAAGAGUUUGUGCAGGUGUACUCACUGGCAGACAGCAUCAGAACAUGGAUGUUGGAGAUGAAACAGAGAUACCUAGUUGGCAAAAUGAACGUUCCUGACGAGAAGGAUGGGGGUCAUGAUGAGGUUACCAUGGACACACUAGCUGAGAUGUGUAUUGAGAAGAGCCUCUUGCUCUUCAGGUUCGCCCCUUGUGGAGUACCCUGCCAGGAUGGCGACUUCUCCAAAGCUGCAGAGGGCAGCAGUGUUCCACUCCUCCGUUCAAGCUCCAUCUCAGAAGGGGACUUCCAGGCCAGCUGCACUCAGGGAGCUCAGUCUGCAGGGCCUGAGGAGGCCGUUGACCCUAAACCAGGACCGAGCCAACCCUCCUCAUCUUCUUGUGGGCACAGCAGACAAGGCCACAGAGGCUCCACAGAGAGCCUCUCCUCCCAGCCAGGGGAACCAGCCUCACCCUCCGCCUUCCCCCGCAAAGCCCCGUUCAGUCGGGCGCGCCUACGUCUCCUGUCCUGCCGAUCUAUAGAAGAGCCCCGCAUGACCCCCUCUGUCAAGGAUCGAUACCCAAUGCUCAAACACAUCCUGAACUUCAUGAGGGACCAGGCUCUUACAACAGCAAGCAUUCUGCAGACGCUGUCCCUGAGCAAAGCCCAGGCUCUGAGUGUAUGCAAGGUCCUGGAGAUGGUCCAGCAAUGUUUACAUUCCCUGGGAAAACCACACCUUUUUCAGGCCCCCUGCAUCCUGUUCCUUCAGGAGCUGUUGGCAUGCCAGAAGGACUUCACCAGUUAUUUCUCCCAGUUGUCAGAUAGCGGGCAGAAGCUGGGAGAGGAGGUGAGGUGUUCCUACCAUCAGUUGGUGCUCAUGCUGGUGGAGGCAGUACAAGGCUUCGGCAGCCUUAAUGAAAAAGCUCUGCUGCCAGCCCUGUCAUGUGUGCAGACUUGUCUGUUGCACCUUCUGGACAUGAGCUGGGAGGUCCAAGACCUCCCUCUGUUCCUGAACAUCAAGCUGCCCGACCUCCUGCUCAGCAUGUCCCAGGAGAACAUCAGCGUUCAUGACAUCGCCAUCAGUCAGUGGACGGAGGAGGAUGAAAUUGCAGACUACAAGAAGAACCAGGAAUGGAUGGACGAGUGCAUGGACGGGAUGUUCGAGAAGUGGUACGACAAGAUUGAUGAAGAGGACUCCAUGGAGGACAGAAGAAAGAUGCACAUGUUCAUUGCACGCUAUUGUGACCUGCUGAAUGUUGUUAUCUCCUGUGAUGGCUGUGAGAGGAUGGCGCCUUGGCACCGCUACCGAUGUCUGCAGUGCAUGGAUAUGGACCUCUGCAAGACCUGCUUCCUCAGUGGUGCCAAGCCUGAAGGUCACGAGGAUGACCAUGAGAUGGUGAACAUGGAAUACGCCUGUGACCACUGCCAAGGGCUCAUUGUAGGCAGCAGGAUCAACUGUAACGUCUGUGAAGACUUUGACCUGUGCUUUGGUUGUUACAAUGCAAAGAAGUAUCCCGACAGCCAUCUGCCCACCCAUCGGAUCACAGUAUACCCCAUGGUGACCAUACGGAUCAGUGACCGUCACCGCCUGAUCCAGCCCUACAUCCACAACUACUCCUGGCUGCUGUUUGCUGCUCUGGCUCUCUACACGUCAGAGCUGAGCAGUCAGAAGCAGGUGGAAGGAGAGUCUUUGGAGCAGGCCGCUGUCCUGCAGACACACUGCUCCCAACUCAUCACUGACUGUUUGCUCAAAGGGCAGACCGGCAAAGGUCUGCGCUCCUCAGCCUUACUCGCUCUGCUGUCGUCCAACGAAUCGGCCUCCGACAGUGAGCUGUGUCCGGUUUCUCCAGAAUCCUCUCAGGAGCUCAGUACAGCCACUGACACUUCCUCACUGCCUGGCAGCACUGCAGCAGUCUGCUCCCCAUCAUCUCCCAUGGACAAGAGUAAACCAUCAGGUAAAGAGAAAAAGUCAAAGGAGGUGGGCUCUCCUCCCCCUGCUCCUUCAGAGGUGUUGUCCCCCCCGAGCACCGUAGAGGGGGAGAAAAUGAAGCUGGUUACCCAAGACACCCUGGACUCCCCCAGCCUCAGUCAGACUCCAUCUGUGUCCAGUGAGGACCCCCUGUCUCCUGUGGUCCGACCUUCAGAGGCCGCUCCAGGAACAAUCAACUCUCCAUCAUCUGAUGUUGUCAAGGAGACAGACGAAAGGCUGCCACAGGUUCCCCUUCAGGAGCAUGUGUUCUCAGAGUGCUCCAGAGAGAGGAUCCUGGGACUACUGGCAGCCAUGCUGCCACCAGCCAAACCAGGCAGCACUCUGUCUCUGCCCAGUCUCAACUCCAUCCUGCCCAAACUCUUCCGGGCAGUUAUUUCCAAUGCUGGCUCUCUCAACGAGACCUACCACCUCACCCUGGGACUGCUGGGUCAGCUGUUGCUUCGAAUCCCACCGAUGGAGGCAGACGCUGCCGUCACGGAAGCCCUCGCAGACAAAUAUGACUUACUAACACAAGGAGAGGCGGCGAGUUCAGACACCCAGGGCUGGAAGACCACCCAACUGCUCCUCAGCCUCGGGGCUGUCUGUUUAGACAGUCGUAUUGGUCUGGACUGGGCGUGCACAGUGGCAGAUAUUUUACACAGUCUGAAUGCUUGUCAUGAGUGGAGCACCGUCAUUGCUGCCUUCACUGACCACUGUAUUCAGCAGCUGCCACAAACUCUCAAACGCACUAACCUUUUCACCCUGCUGGUGCUGGUGGGCUUCCCCGAGGUGCUGUGUGUGGGCACCCAGACGGUGUUUAUCGACAACGCCAAUGAACAGCACAACAUGAUCUUGCUCAAGCACUUCACAGAAAAGAACCACGCCGCAGUGGUGGAUGUUAAGACACGCAAGAGGAAAACAGUGAAGGACUACCAACUCAUACAGUCUCAGGAUUCCACCGCUGCCGGUCUCCCGGGGCAGUUAGAGAGCCAGGGCUCCUCAAAGGCCCUGCUCAGCCGCUACCUGAGCAAUUUCACCUCCAUCAUCAGCCACCUGCUGCAGACCAGCCAGGACAACGGCUCUCCUGAUGCUGUGGAGGCAUCCUGGGUUCUCUCGUUGGCCCUGAAAGGCCUCUACAAUACACUGAAGAAACAUGGAGUAGAACAAGCUCAGGAGGACAUCCAGCAAUCAGGACUGACCCAGCUGCUGGUGAGGAAGUGCAGCAAAGGGACAGGCUUCAGCAAGCUGUGGCUGCUGCGAGAUCUGGAGAUCCUCUCCAUCAUGCUCUACUCCUCCAAGAGGGAGAUCCACUCCAUGGCCCAGGACCCAGAGAGAGACCAGAGAGAGCAGGACAAGGAGCACGACUCGGACCACUCCAGCUUCUGCGCUGAUGACACCGACGUCAACAAGCCCGACCCAUUGGAGGGUCUCGAUGAGGAGACAAAGAUUUGCUUCCAGAUUACCCACGAUGCCUUAAACGCCCCUCUGCCCAUCCUGCGAGCCAUGUAUGAGCUGCAAAUGAAGAGAACGGACUCCUUCUUCCUGGAGGUGCAGAAGAGAUUUGAUGGUGAAGAGAUAAAAACUGACGAGACAAUCCGAACCCUGGCUCAGAAGUGGCAGCCUAACAGGCGGCCUCGCUCUGAGGAGAGGAACACCAAGGCUGUGGACACUGAUAUGAUUGUGGUGUCAUGCAUGUCUAAACCCAGUCACUGUGAAAAGGCCACGGAGGAAAUCAACGUGGUGGCCCAGAAGCUCAUCACAAAUUCAGAGAGCGACUUACAGCUCAGCUACGCCAAACAGAGGCGCACCAAAAGUUCAGCGCUCCUGCACAAGGAGCUGGAUGUGCGAAGCAACCGGGCAGUUCGUCAAUACCUGGUGAAGGUCAACCAGGCCAUCGCCACGCUGUACGCCCGCCACGUGCUGGCCUCUCUGUUGGCCGACUGGCCCAUGGAGGCGGCGCUGAGUGAGGAGGCACUGGAGCUGAACGGUGCCUCGCACAUGGCCUACAUCCUGGACAUGUUGAUGCAGCUGGAGGAGAGGCCGCUCUGGGAGAAGAUUCUCCAGAGGGUGCUGAAGGGGUGCAGCCAGAGUAUGCUGUGCAGUCUGUCCCUCACUGCCUGCCAGUUUAUGGAGGAGCCGGGUAUGGCUCUGCAGAUCAGAGAGUCCAAACACCCGUAUGACAACAACACUAACUUUGAGGACAAGGUGCACAUCCCGGGGGCCAUCUAUCUUUCAGUAAAAUUUGACUCCCGCUGCUACACAGAGGAAGGCUGUGAUGAGCUCAUCAUGUCCAGCAGCAGCGACUUCCUGCAGGAUGUCCACAACUUCAGCGGCUCCCCUCAGAAAUGGUCGGAUUUUGAGAUUCCUGGUGAUACCCUGUACUACAGAUUCAUGUCUGACAUGAGCAACACAGAGUGGGGCUACAAGUUCACCGUGACAGGAGGCCACAGAGGACGCUUCCAGACAGGUUUUGAGAUACUGAAGCAGAUGUUAGCAGAUGAGCAGGUGCUCGGUCACCUGCCGCUGGCUGACAUUUGGGAGUGGCAGGUGGGCGUGGCCUGUCGCCAGACCGGGAACCAGCGUCUCAAAGCCAUUCACCUGUUGCUCCGCCUCCUGCAGUGCCAGUCCCAGACAGCAUGUGAGCUGACACUGCUGCGACCUCUGUGGCAGCUCUUCAUGUCCAUGGAAAACAGCCUGAGCCAGGAUCCCACCAGUAUCACUGUGCUGCUGCCUCUUCACAGAGCCCUUACUGAACUCUUCUUCAUCGCAGAGGCCCGGGCCAUCGCACAGGGAAUCCUCCAGGAGUACUUGUUAGCCAUGACCACUGACGAGCAGCUCCUCAAUCACACUGCAAUGGCUCUGAAGAACAUCGCUGCCAUCAGCCUGGCGAUCAAUUACCCCAAUAAAUCUACAAAGCUGCUCAACAUGUCCCCCUGAGAGCUCCACUGAGGGAGAUGAGGACCUGAAGGGACGCAUCCUGACUCAGCUGGUUCACUCUGAACAUGAGGACGGAGAGCACUGACCAUCCGGUGCUUUCUGUCUAAAAGGACCCCUCCACUGCGCUGACUCUCUGCAGUGCAGGAGCUGUUGAGGGCAACUCACAGAGCACUUUCCACACUUACUCACAAUCCUUUUUGCCUUAGGUGAAUCCAGUAUAUCAGCAUGUGCAUUCACUGCAACAGGAACAAUUGCUGGGGGUCUGUUUUUAUUUUAUUUUUACUUGAAGAUGCCGUGCUAAAGGACAUGAAGUGUGCCAAAUUCGCGACCUUCAAGGGGAAUUAUAUUCCUUUUUUUCCUGCCUUUGUUCCUCCUAAACAGCAGCCACUCUGGGUUACAUAGUUGAUCAUGGUGAAAACAGGUCACCUUGGCGACUUGCGUGUCUCUGUGGACAUGUAGAGCAUCCUAAAAAUACUGUCCAGGACAGUGGAGUCUCAUUAGUCACCAUGGGAAGAAAGUUCUGACCUACUAGCUCAUUCCUUCCUUCCUUCCUUCUUUCAUUUGAUCUAUACUUCCUUUCUUCCUUCUUUCCCUUCCUAUUCUUCCUUUUCUGGCAACAGAAAUAGAGGAUGGUGUUUUUGGGGCCCCUGUUGAAGGCAAGGAUCAGUAUGUCAUGUGUAAUGUGCACUAAGACUCACUUCAGCGCUGCUGAACAGAAUUGAGAUGAUACUCAAAUAGCCAUAGUCUUUGCAUAGGAUGAGAAUGAACAUUAAAGCUGAGGGAAAACUGUGAUAAUAUACUAUUGCAAUGCAUUCCUCCAUGUUAUUCUAUCAAUAUGUUGAAGUAUAUUCACUCCAUCACUAGUGAAUGAAUGAAAGACCAUCAUGAUGUCAAUUUAAGAUUAAUAACAGCAAAAAAAGUCAUUGAGAAACAGAAUCUCUUAAAGGCCUUCAGUUUUAUCCACUGAUUUAUUUAUUAAUUAUUAUUUUAUCUAAUGUAAAAUUGAGUUUGAGAGUCCUGAUUUAUUUUUCACAGCAGUGAAACAAAAACUGAGUUAUAAAUUAACUGAAUUCAUAAUUCAAUUCAUAAUCAUGUACCAGUAUCUUGUUUAAUAUCUGUAACAGCUGCUGAUUCUCACUAAUGCUCAGAUGGCUCGUCAUGCCCUUGCAUCACUUAUAAACAUUUAAUUGAGUGUCCUUGUUAAAGGGACAGUUCAGAUCAAAGCUACAUAUUUUUCCUCUUACCUGUAGUGCUAUUCAUUAAAUAAAUUGUUUUGUUCUGAUUUGCCGAGAGUUGGAGAUACUUGCCUUCUCUUGAAUGUCAUGGAUCUAGAUAACACUCGGCUUGUGGUGCUCAAAGUGCUAAAGAAAUACAUUUGAAAAACUCAACAGCAAUGUCUCUGUCAAGAAAUCAUGACCUGGUUGCUCAAGAUAAUCCACAGACCUCGUUGUUAGCAGUUUCAUGUAGGAACUAUUUUUUUUUCUACCAGACUACACUUGCCAGCUGUAUCACUGAGCAGAAGAAAGUGUGCAUCUACUGCUAGCUCACCUAGCACCACUCCACAGACCUUGUGAGCAGUUUCAUGUAGGAACUAUUUUCUUUCCACUGAACUACACCCGCCAACUGUAUCACUGCACAGAAGGGGAUGGUGAUAUAGAAUUUUUCACAUACACACACACACACACACACACACACACACACACACACACACACACACACACAGAGUGACAGGGCUAACUGUUAGCAUCACACAGCUAAUGUUACCUAACAGUUAUUCAUGGGUUUAACGACAGCACCAAGCCAAUUUGAGUGUCAGUGUGAGUUUGUUAGGACUGUUUAACAGCCUUGUGUCCAAGGUUAGCCGCUGCUGCUUUGAUAGCUCGCACUGACUGGGCAGACGUUGGACUGCCUAUUCAGUGUAAUGGCAGCAACAGAAAGUCUGCAGAUUUUUUUUCCACCAGUGAAGAGGACUCAUAAAUGUGUACAUCUCUGCCUCUGGGCCAGUAGCUUGCUUAGGGGUGCUGUAGUCGUCUCCCAGCAGCAACAUCAUGGCACUGCUAUGGCGAUGCCUUAUGACUACAGGCUAGGCAGCAGCAGACUUUGCUGUCUCAUUAUCUUCCCCUGUGGUGCCAGUACAUUAUAUCUUAUAUAGGUUUUUAACUGUUUAACUGAUGAUUUUAAUCAGUCAAAAUUCUUGUGGUCAGUUAGUGGUUAAAGAGUUAUUGACAUUCCCUAAAGGAAGUGAGCUUCUACUCAUGGAAGAGAGCCUCUAGCUCAGGACAGUGCAAGAUCAAUGUCAUCAUCUUCAGAUGAGCUGUAACGUUAGCUAGCUCAGUGGUGUUGGGUGAGUUAACAGUAGCUAUAUGCUUUCUUCUGCGCGGUGAUACGGUUAGUAUGUGUAGUUCGGUAGAAAGAAAAUAGUUCCUACAUGAAAGUGCUCACAACAAGGUCUGUGGAUUAUCUCGAGUAACUGGGUCAUGAUUUUUGGAAAGAGACACUGCUGCUAAGUUUUUAAAUUUUUUUAUUUAUUUAUAUUUUUUUGUCACCCUUUUUUGGCACCACAAGCCGAGUGCCAUCUGGCUCCAUUAUACUGGAGAGAAGGCAAACAUACUGCCGAUAUCUCCGACACUAUGUAACUCACAUUGAAACAUUCUAGAUUGACAAAUAGCACUACAGGCAAGAGGAAGAAUACAUAUUUUUGAUUUGGGGUUGAACUGAGUUGACGCACUGAUAAACGUAAAGAUGACUGUAAAAUAGACACAUUAUCCCACUUACUCACUUGUAACACGUCACAUAUUUUGUAAACUGAGAAAGUUGAAUUCUUUAAUACUGACUUACCUCAUCUUUUGUACUUAGACAAAUAGGCAGUGUGACGCUUCCUUAAAUGUUUGGCUGCCGCUAAUGAUUAUUUUCAUUAUCCAUUAACCUGCCCGUUAUUUUCUCGAUUAAUUAUUGUGUCAAUAAAAUGUCCAACACGUUCUCAUCCCAGGUUGUCAAAUACCAGCGCUUAAUCUCACACCUCUCAGCGUAUGAUACGACAUUGAAAGCAACCUUUAGUGUCUGUAUGUGACGCACAGCUCUCUCCUGGGUGAGACUUGUUGUAACGUGGUUAACACUGUCCGGCUGGGGUAGAUUUGGGCUCAAAACUUCUUGGUUAGGGUGAGAAAAAACAUCAUGUUUUUGGUUAAAGUACGAAUGUACUGUGAUGUAAAUGUGUCACAGGAGUAGGGUUGCAGUAGUAUAGAGAUUUCAUGCUAUACCGUGGUAUGAAAAUUGACAGUAAUCAUACCAUGUGCGUUUGCUUAUCUACGGAUGGAGAAUCCCGCACAUCUCUUUUCUUUCUUGACUGCCUGUCAGACUUUUUAAACAUACGUCCAUUUAAAAGAAAAUGGUUUAACCCUCAUUGUAACUGAUGUUAGUGAUAAUGUAAUAAUGUAUACCAUGAAACUGUGAUAUUUUCUGAGACAGUUAUCGUCCAAUGAAAAUCUCAUACCAUUGCAGCCCCACAAGUGAGUGAUCUAAGUACGUCACUUGUCAGUGUCAGAUAUUGCAGUCAAUGUGUUUACAUUGGAGUUCAUUGACAGCCCGUGUGUCUCAUGGAGACACCAAAGGGUGCCUUCAGCAUCAGUGUUGCAUGCCAAGGGGCAUGGCAAAGCAUUGGCAUUUGAUGACCUGGAAAAGAGAACGAGCUGAUACGUAACCAGAGCCUAAGGUGACGUCUUCAAAUGGUUUGUUCUAUCUGAACCAAACGUGCAAAAUCCCAAAUUAUUCAGUUUAUAAUUGUGUAGGACAAAGAAAAGCAUCAACUUUUCACAUUUAAGAAGCAUUAAACCAACAAAUGUUUGGCUUUUUUUGCUUAAAAAUUGCUUAAAUGAUUAUUUGAUGAUCAAAAAAGUUUUCUGUCAAUCGACUAACUGUGCAGCUCUAUGUAAAUGUUCUUUCAGUCACAUUACACCAACCCCACAUUGGAAUAAAGCUGAGAUCCACCUGUAGCCAUGUCAUCACAGAUCAGUCUUGUUAAUGAAGGCAUCGAGUUUUGUAUGUUGACAAAUCUAAAUGUGUGAGUAGAGUGAGAAUUGAGUGAGUAGACAAGAAUUGUUUUCCAAUCAUCACUGUAUUCAUUUCAGAUGAAGAGAUUGUUUUAGUUGCAGAAAGUCGUGGUUUAUACCAAAGAAACCAAUCAUUGUGAGCCAUGAAACAUCUCUCAAAGAGAGUUCCUUCUCUGUUUGUCACAUAUCAGAUCGCUACCCGGUGAGAAGCUGGAGCAGAGGAAACCUUUAGACUUUGUUCUGUCUUUUAUUUUUUACUUUUAUUUUUGAAACGGUCCCUGUGAGGGCCGUAAAAUAGCUCGGUGGUUUUGUUUACAUGAGCUGCAGUGAGGAGAAAGGAAGAGAUAACAUGGCCUCCAUUUGGCUUCUGCGACGCCUCACCUAUCUACGACGUGCCUAUGGUUAAAAAUGAAGCAAUCAUAAUUUAACUCAUGUUAGCCGAAUAGUUAUUAAUUAUAUUUUAAAAAAGAGAAAUAUAUUGUUUAAUUUGAAGUUUUUUGUAACUUUUUACUUUUAAUGUUGGUUUUCUUUUUGGCGAGGAUGCUUGAUGUUUGAGGCUGACUAAUUUGAAUGUACAUAUCUGUGAAUAUUAAUUGCACAGGAGAAAGACUUUGAUAUCAACCCCUUACAAAUAUAGACUUUAUUGGGCACUAACAGAUGGACACUUUGAUUCUGAUUUUGUAUGCAUGGCACAUUGAAGGUAAAUAAAGAGAAAACAUGUACUGCUUGGGUUGAAAUGUGAUCCAUUUCUAAUAAAAAAUAGAAAUGACUUAAAUAGAA
Molecule: messenger RNA, 14036 nt
Organism: Epinephelus fuscoguttatus (brown-marbled grouper)
Lineage: Eukaryota; Metazoa; Chordata; Actinopteri; Perciformes; Serranidae
Gene: zzef1
Product: zinc finger, ZZ-type with EF hand domain 1
Exons: 54
Coding region: 118-9207 (3029 amino acids)
Biological process (GO): regulation of synaptic plasticity; protein ubiquitination
Cellular component (GO): postsynapse
Molecular function (GO): calcium ion binding; ubiquitin-like protein ligase activity; zinc ion binding
Source: RefSeq, a predicted model, not a curated record